This is a messenger RNA of Phytophthora nicotianae INRA-310, 628 nucleotides long. RefSeq lists its product as hypothetical. The annotation marks the transcript as partial. The transcript has a single exon. Gene Ontology annotation, molecular function: protein dimerization activity. Lineage: Eukaryota; Oomycota; Peronosporomycetes; Peronosporales; Peronosporaceae. The record is from RefSeq and is a predicted model, not a curated record.
UAUAAAUCACUUUUCAGCUGGAGGAAUUCACUGCCGAGAUCGUCUCCGAAUGCAAUUACAACUCCUGUUUCCAAAAGAAGAUGUAAACGACGUAAAAGCCCUUCUCCUGGACCCAAGAAUUAAGUCUAAAGCGGCUUCUAUUGUUAAUGAUGCCGCGAUUCUUGCUCAAGCGCAACAAGAACUUCAAUUGGAGCACGAAGUCAUCUAUAAGAAGAUGUUUGCCCAGAAUCUAGACGAUGAGGAAUACAAAGAAUCCGCUUGUGAACCCGCUCAGCAGACACCAACCUUUUUUCGUGUUCAAUUUAGCGCUGUAAAUUCACUAUUGGAGAUUGACGGGCCGUCAAUGGACAACGAAACUCGGCCAUUUCGAAAGGACUUGGGAAUGGAGGCGAGGAACUCGUGGAAUUAUUGGACGGGAUUGAACGUGAAUUGGCAGAAUGUCAGUACCGAUGGCGGUAAGUAUAAUGCUCUUCGACUCUAUCGCGAAAUCGACAUUCUUGCGUGGUUUCGGGAGCAUGGAAAAUGCCAAUUUCCUGCAGUUGCAAUCUUAGCCAGAAUUUAUCUCGCAAAGCCACUAUCAACUGCCAUUCAGGAGAGAUUUUUUAGCUUGAGCAGCUACGUUGUGAAC